AAAGAUUUUUUUUUUUUUGGGAAUGUAGUGGGGAUAGAAUUAGUAACCGUAGAUUAUGAAAAGAUAAAGUAUUAGAAGAGACGCGGAGUGUAGUUAGGGUUUUACGAAGUUGACGCUAAUCUGCGCCACCGUUUCUUCUCCCAACUAACUCCAACUAUAUAUAUUCAUUCAUUGCUUAGAUUUCGUCUCUGAAAAUUUUCUAGGGUUUUCUCUUUGGCCUCUUUCCAAUUCCCAAAUGGCUGAAGAGAGGUACAGCGGCGUCGUUCAGUGGUUCAGCAACUCCAAGGGCUUCGGCUUCAUCAAGCCCGACCAAGGCGGUGACGACCUCUUCGUCCACCACUCCUCCAUCCAAUCAGAUGGCGCUUUCCGAACCCUAGUUGAUGGCGAUCGCGUCGAGUUCUCCAUUGCUGACAACAGCGACAAGCCCAAGGCUCUUGACGUCACUGGCCCCAACGGCGCCCCUCUGCGCUCCGCUCCCGACUCUGCUCGCGCCGGUAACGAUAACAGACGCAGCGCUGGUGCUGGAGGAGGAGGAGGCGGAGGAGCCUGUUACCAGUGUGGUGAUUUCGGUCAUCUUGCUAGGGAUUGCAGCCGUGCUGGCAAUGGCGGUGGUGGCGGCGGCGGCGGUGCAUGCUACAGUUGCGGCGGAUUCGGACACAUGGCUCGGGAUUGCGUCAGUGGAGGCGGCGGAGGAGGAGCAAACGGUGGGGGCUGCUUUAAGUGCGGCGAGUUCGGGCACAUGGCGAGGGAUUGCAGUGGAGGUGGCAGCGGCGGCAAUGGUGGUGGUUGCUUUAAAUGCGGUGAGUUUGGGCACAUGGCGAGGGACUGCAGUGGAGGUGGCGGCGGAGGUAACGGUGGUGGUUGCUAUAGGUGUGGUGAGGUUGGUCACUUGGCUAGGGAUUGCAACAGAGAAGGUGGUUCCGGUGCUGGUGGAAACGGUGGAAAGAGCACGUGCUUCAAUUGUGGGAAACCCGGGCAUUUUGCUAGGGAGUGCGUUGAGGCCUCUGGUUAAAGAAAAAUAAAAUCAGUGAAUUGGGGAAAAAGACAAGACAAGAAGGAAUAGUACAUACUCUUCUUUUUUGAGCCUUUUUUCACAGUGCUUGUUAAUUACCUUUUAGCCCAGUAUCAGUAACUUUUUCUUUUGGUUUAUCAAAUUCUAGAAUUACACAUAGGAUUUCUCCUGGUUCUUAAUGGUUUUCGCAUGCAAUUUUGCUUCUUUAACUGAUGGCUUGAUGCUUUAUAGGAUGGGAUGCAAAAAAUCCUGAUUUUUCUUA
Messenger RNA from Arachis stenosperma, 1274 nucleotides. Its product is annotated as cold shock domain-containing protein 3. The transcript has a single exon. NCBI's taxonomy places the organism in Eukaryota, Viridiplantae, Streptophyta, Magnoliopsida, Fabales, Fabaceae. The record is from RefSeq and is a predicted model, not a curated record. Gene Ontology annotation, molecular function: nucleic acid binding; zinc ion binding. The coding region runs from base 236 to 1012 and encodes 258 amino acids.